Messenger RNA from Acanthoscelides obtectus, 1785 nucleotides. Lineage: Eukaryota; Metazoa; Arthropoda; Insecta; Coleoptera; Chrysomelidae. The record is from the annotation of a GenBank genome assembly.
AUGGUCGGUUUUUUCGUCCCAGCACGCAAGGCCGUACUCAUAUUACCACAGGAUACAACAGAAAUACCCGUUACAGUGGACAUUCAUCAGAUUCUAGACAAACUGGAUCUCGUGAAAGAAACGCACAGCAACCAACAAAUUCCCGCAGUUAGACGAAAACUACCCCCAAAACUUACAGAAAGCGUCUCCAAACAACUGAACGCUAUAACCCAUCUAAGAAAACUACUUCAUCAAACCGUACGAGACGGCAAUGACAAUCCUUUUCAAGGGGAUUGUUUAUCAGAUUACGCCGAAUUCUGGGAAGAGAUGAAAGCACCACAACACAUACUAAAUACAAUAAAGGGGUACAAACUACCCUUCGUCAAACGCCCACCAUUAACAAGUUUCAAAAAGGGGCAUCUAACAAAAUUUUCUACAGUGGGCAUGGAGGCAGAAGUAGAAACGAUGAUAAAACAGAGCAUCCCAGAGAAAUCGAGUUCGUCGACGGGUUUCGUAUCCAAAAUGUUCCCUCGGCAGAAACCAGAUGGGAAGAUCCGACCGAUUCUCAAUUUAAAACGUUUGAACCAGUACCUGCAAAUUUCGAAAUUCCGCCUAAUCAGCCACCUGAGGGUACCGGAUUUCUUGCAAGAAGAGGAUUUUAUGCAGGCAGUGGAACUUCCAACUAGCAUGGAUAUUUCCUCCUCCAUGCUUGAUCCCACGAGUGCUGCGACAUCUCAAUCACGCUUCAGGAACGUACAUUGUCAUAGCGCCGAGAUUGGAAAAAGUUUUCUGGAGAACAGAUGUAAAAGCGCGAGCGUUAGCCCCUCCCCUUCAUAUACGGAAUCUGCACCAUCAUCUAAUAGACUUGUCGACGAAUCAACCACUCUCCCAAAGCCGCUCACUAAGAUUGGAAGCUUGGAAAAUACGGGGUGGGCAAGGGGCCUAACUCAUUGGAAAGGAAAAGACGCCCAACUGCUUACUAGCUCCUGGAAAAAGUCAUCGUUGAAAACACAUUCAGCACCAUGGAGGGAAUGGCUAGCAUGGUGUUCUAGAAACAAUAUUCCACAAGACCCCUCUCCAGACCAGGUAGCACAAUACCUGGGAUUUUUACACAGGCAAAAGAAACUCGCCCCCUCAACAAUAAAGCUAUAUAAAUCCAACCCUAUGAGGUCAGAAAGACUCGCUGGAAAUCCCAUAGUAAGGCACAUGCUUAAAGCGAUCGAUCUGUCAAGGCCUCCCGCCACUAACAGGAAACAGACGUGGGACGUCAACAAACUUCUAUCAUGGAUCCAUGGCCUGACUCUACUCAAAGUAGACGAAUACUCCAUGGAGUUAAAUGAUGCCACCGUUAUUCUCUGGCCAGAAUUCGGCUCAAAGACAGACAAGAGCCUGUAUCGCCAAUCAGGAUGGUUCCUGAAACGGUGCUCCAAGAUACAACAUGAUCCGGUAUUCUGGAUACAUCAGAUGGUCGCAGUUACAUCUACUCGCCGUAAAGUCAAAGACGGGCUUAUCAACUUAUUCAUAACGACCAGAGGUCAAGUGAAACCGGCAUCCCGCACUGUGUUAGCGGGAUGGAUUAAAACAGCAUUUAGCGAGGCGGGAAUCUCAUUUCCACCAGGCAGCAUCAGGUCAGCAGUGGCAUCGGCAAGAUUUGAAAACAACGUCCCACUGGACAUCAUUCUGGAGAAGGACAACUGGCAAGGAAGCCAAAACUUCUACAAGUAUUACUAUAAGGAAAUUCAAAAACCUUCACUACGAGAAACACAGACUGAUUUAAUACAAAGUUCCUUCUCAGUUGCGGAAUAG